Recurvomyces mirabilis is the source of this 3093-nucleotide messenger RNA. RefSeq lists its product as uncharacterized. The coding region runs from base 1 to 3093 and encodes 1030 amino acids. The transcript has 3 exons. NCBI's taxonomy places the organism in Eukaryota, Fungi, Ascomycota, Dothideomycetes, Mycosphaerellales, Teratosphaeriaceae. The record is from RefSeq and is a predicted model, not a curated record. Gene Ontology annotation, biological process: regulatory ncRNA-mediated heterochromatin formation. Gene Ontology annotation, molecular function: helicase activity. Gene Ontology annotation, cellular component: nuclear RNA-directed RNA polymerase complex.
AUGGCGGAGGACAAAAAGACCGACUCCCAAUAUCAGCAUGGGCCGGCUAUCGUUGAUCGACCUAAUGGGCGUAACUCCAGUGAGCGUACCAAAGGCUGGAAUGAGGUUGCGAAGCAGUCUUCGGACGCAAAUUCAAUCACUGGGCGGAACUUCGACCUGCCUGCACGCAACCUCGAUGUUUCGCGCGAGCGUAGAGUCACCGAACCUGCAAACCGCGGCAGCAGUCAGACCAAUUCCCCGCCAGACAUGUUGUUUCGUCAGUGGCGUUUUUCACCCAACCCGAAGGACAAUCGACCGCUAGCAUUCGCCAAGCCUCGUUUUGCCCAACAAUUGUUCACACUGGUGCAGAGUGAGAUCGGUGUCAUGCAGGAGACGAUCAGUCUUCUUGCGACGGAAGGCGGCCUGAAGCGUAUCUCGGAACUAGUCAGUGAGCGCGAGCUACACAGACUGCCUGACGCCAGAUUUCAAACGAGCUUCCAGAAUGAGAUUCUGCCGCUUCUUCGUGCGAUUUCUCAUAGUCGCGUCUUGGCUUCCACGAUGCUGGAAAGUCGGCUGGCUGUUAUUCACGCUCACCUCUUUGGUAAUUUGGGCGCGAGAGCUGUGGUAUUAUUCUCGGACUCCGUCCGCUAUCUCGAAGUACUUCGCCUUACCAAGGAAGCUUCAACCGAUAUCCAAGAAGGCGACCUCGCACAUUAUCAUGGCGCCUGGGAGGCUUGCACUACGGUAUUCGCUGCUAUCGUCAUUAGUCAAGGCCAGGCCGCGAUGUCCGACAGCAUGCAGCAAGUGCUGGCUCGACUCACUGAUGCUGCAGGCAGCGCAGCAACAUCGCUAUCACGACUUGCUCUCCGUCGUUUGUCCCGCGCAAAGCACGGUAUGACGCGCCCAGCAUUCUCGGCGAAGAAGACAGACAAGGAUCGAGCGGAUGCUCCGACCUUUGUGAUGCAGAAGGAACUACCUGGAGAUUUAUCCGCUGAUGGUCCUCGCCACGACAAUGACUUCAAGGACAUUACAAGUAUCGCUCUCAUGCCUACUGUGGCAGAAGUCGUGGCGACGAGGAGCGAGUAUCUUCCACCCCCAGCUGCAGAAACGUGGCACAUAAGCGGCGUCGCCGGCAUGCUUGAUCGUCAAUUCAGGCUUCUUCGAGAAGAUACAAUUGGCCAGCUCAGGGACGCCGCAAAAGUGGCGCUUGACAAGAUCGAAGAUCCACUCGGUCACGAACAGAUGGACUGCCGACAGCAACACGGUGCCCGCACUUUCAACUAUCGUAACCUCGAAUUUGUCGGUUUCGAUUUUGAUGCGCAUCGUGGUCUCACGGUCGCCUUGUGCGUUGACCAGCCGUAUGAUCUGAGGUACAAGACUUCGAAGCAGCGUGAUCCUAAUUAUGCAUACGUCACUGCCAAACUGGUCGAUGUCAACGAUGAAGGCAUCUCGCACUUGAUGGCCUACAUUAGUAGGUCGCUCAAAGGCGCGCCGAAGAGUCUUGUCGAAUUCCCUGGUAUCUUGCUACCAGCUUUCCAGGCCACGCUCGUUGCUUUGCAAGAAAUGACCAGAACGGAAGACCUGCCAUUCACCGAGCUUCUCGCUCCUGGGAGCAAUACAGCAGAUGUACCACCGCCUGGAUAUGCCACCGAGAAAGGGUUCGGUUAUGACAUCAGCUGCCUCGCAAACAAGGGCACCAAGCUCAUCCUCAACGUUGCACAAGACUUCGAUGCGAUGGUUGCAGAAGUACGGACUCGGACGUCGCUGGAUGAUAUGCAAGCGAGUGCUUUCGUUUCAGCCCUCACACAAAGCUUCGCGUUGAUCCAGGGUCCGCCGGGUACUGGAAAGAGUUAUACUGGGGUUGCUUUGAUGCGUGCGCUGCUCGCGAACAAAAAGAGCGCCUCUCUUGGACCUAUCAUCACUGUUGCCCAAACGAACCAUGCUCUCGAUCAGCUGCUCGAGUCGCUGCUUGAUGCAGGCGUCACACAGAUCAUUCGUAUGGGCCAAUUCAGCAAAUCAGAUCGGCUGAGGAACCUCAAUCUCCGCUGUGUCGCAGAACAGGUUACUCAGACUAGAGCCGAGAAGUCCGCCUGGGGCAAGACACGAAGUGCGACAGAAGCUGAGGCUCGAGCGAUCAACGAGCUUCUUCAUAGCAUCAGUCAGAUCGGCUCCGCGGCUGGCCUUGAGAAGUACUUGGAGAACAACUUCCCGGAGCAUUGCGCCCAAUUGUUUGGUGGUAUCGACGAUGAAGGUUUCGAGACCGUCAAUUACGGCCCAGGCUAUAGCUUCCACGCUUGGCUUUCGGCAAGUGUCACCGUAGCGGACUUAUCAAACAGAUCUCUCGAGGAGCUUUUCGCGAUCAACAUACACGAAACAUCGCCGUGCGAGCGCCGUAGGCUGUGGGAAUACUGGAUGCAGGACUGCAGUGGCCGACUGCACGGUCAACUCCGGAUCGCACUGCAAGCCUACGGCGAAUUAAAGCAGGAGCUGACGAAGAUCUCUAAUGACAAAGAUCUUCGUGUGCUGUCGCAAGCGGACGUCGUUGGUGUGACCACUGCUGGGCUGGCACGCAAUCUGAAUCUGUUCCGCAAGCUUGGAUCUCGUGUUCUACUUAUGGAAGAAGCUGCGGAAAUCCUUGAGAGUCACACUCUCUCCGCCAUGUUACCGUCUCUUGAGCAUUGCAUUCAGAUUGGCGAUCAUCUCCAGCUACGUCCUCGUGUCGCCAAUUACGAGCUCAGUGUUGACAAUCCGAAGCCUCACUACGCGAUGGACAUCUCACUGUUCGAGAGACUCAUACAUCCCGCCAAAAACGACCACCCUCUACCAUAUACCACACUCAACAUCCAGCGCCGCAUGCAUCCAUCAAUCUCUACCCUGAUCGGAUCGCUUUAUCCGAACCUGCAAGAUCAUGAGAGGGUGUUGGAGUAUCCGCAGGUGAUGGGCAUCCGACAUCGUCUCUGGUGGCUAGACCACAAUCAUCGGGAGGAUCCCAGAGAUGCGUUCUCGACCUCUUUCACCAACACCUUCGAAGUCGAAUUCUGCGCGGGUCUGAUCAGUCAUCUUGUACGCCAAGGUGUCUAUCGUCCGGCAGAUAUUGCAGUGCUUACGCCAUAA